AUGACGCAACAAAGGCUUUUCCGUGAAGUCGCCACAACCCAGAAGCUUCGAAUGAACACUUCUACUAUGGAAAUGAACAAACAGACACAGAAAGAUUACUUCCCAAAGUUCUUCGAACUUCCGGCCGAGCUACGCAACAGAAUCUAUGAGCUAUCUGAGCUCAUUCCCACAGAAUAUGAUCUGGAUGCAUUUGGGCCAGCGGCUGAUAUGGCGUGGUCGCGGACCCAUCCCCAAUCGUCAUUGACGUUAGUCUCCCGUCAAGUCAGAGGCGAGGUACUGAGUCUUUUGCACAGCAAAAACCAUUUCCAUUUUUGGCUUGGAUCACAAAGUCAGAACACCAACCGGUCGGCGGCCUCAUCUAAUCCGACGGCUUUCAUUGAGGUCCACAUUGAUCCAUCGCACGCCUUCGUGUUGAAAAACAUCAAGUCAUUGUACCUACACUUCUUUUGCGGAAUAGGUCCUGGCGUGACAUUGUCACAACAGCUUGUUCGAUCGGCCCUUAACAUCAAGAAGCUAACCAUCUGUCCCAACAGUCGCAGUGAUGCUCCUGCAUCUAACGAGUUUCAGGCGGCACUUGAACUCUUCCUGCACGACAUCCAACAGAUUCGCUCGCUCCAAACGGUGCGACUUGCUGACCCCAUUCCCAGAGAAUUCACUCAACCGUUGGCAUUGUCUAAAUUAUUCGUAUUCCGAUUGGAGUCCAUUUGUUCGGGCCUCUCUCACCGCGGUUGUGACCACAAUACUGCCCGGUCUCCUGAAAGCUACGCUGGGCAAGUUCCCACUGAAGGAAAUGUCAGAAACUCCAUCGCUUUGCAUCAAAACAUCCAACAGUUUCUAUGGACAGCAGUGAGGCCAGCAAGACGCUGGCAUAUGAGCUUCUUUUUGCCAGGAAUGCGUUGA
Molecule: messenger RNA, 900 nt
Organism: Colletotrichum higginsianum IMI 349063
Lineage: Eukaryota; Fungi; Ascomycota; Sordariomycetes; Glomerellales; Glomerellaceae
Exons: 2
Coding region: 1-900 (299 amino acids)
Source: RefSeq, a predicted model, not a curated record